Molecule: messenger RNA, 1620 nt
Organism: Myotis lucifugus (little brown bat)
Lineage: Eukaryota; Metazoa; Chordata; Mammalia; Chiroptera; Vespertilionidae
Product: SAYSvFN domain-containing protein 1
Exons: 2
Coding region: 687-1238 (183 amino acids)
Source: RefSeq, a predicted model, not a curated record
CAGGGGGCCCUCAGAGCGCCGGAAACGUUCUCUAAUACGUAAUUACAAACGUAUUGAGCCAUACACUUACAGAUUUGUGUAUUUCAUUUUAAGCUGCACCCCAAUAAGUAUUCAAGUUUCUGACCUAUGUAGAUGCACCCACAGGUAGUUUCCACGGUGGCCAGAGCAAUGCCAGAGGUCUGCGGAGCCUGCCUGCCACGUAAGCAGUGAGAAAGCCACCCUUCAAGUACUGACGGGCAUACUCGUUAGAAGGAAAAGCGGAGGCUGUGUCCUGUUCCCAGGGAUCACGGACCUUCUUCAGUGCCCUGGGACCACUUUUCUCAACCUGGCCCCUGCUACAGGAAGCUCCGCCUGUUGGGGAGCAGAUCCCGAGUUGAGAUGGAGCACAUGAGAGCCCCCUCCCCCCCGCAGGAGCCUGGGGCUAGAGAGAGGAAGGAUGGAGCAGUCCUACGCUUUAGAUUCUUCACCAUGUGCCCGAGGAGGUGGACACCGCAUGCAUCCACGUGCGUUUGGAGGGGCAUCAGCACAGACAGCCCACGGAACGUCACAAAGCCGGCGCACGCUGGAGCCCGGCGCCCAGUGCGCACGCUCAGCACCCAGCCGCGCUACGCAGGCGCACUGCGGCGCGGCGCCGGGCUGCGGGAGCGCCGGUUCCCGGCGGGCUCCCAGGAAGCGAGGCGCGCGCCAUGGAACAGCGGUUAGCCGAGUUCCGAGAGGCCCGGAAACGGGCCGGGCUGGCGGCCGAACCCAGCACUUGCAGACAGAGCGCACAAACCUCGGGAGAGAAGGCGGAAGCAACUGCCACUCCAAAGUCAGCCCCAGGCUGGCUAAGACGAUUCCUGGUGUGGAGACCGAGGCCCGCGAGUGCCCCGGCCCAGCCCGGCCUCGCUCAGGAAGCCGCUCAGCCUGGGAGCAGCACGUCACAGCCCCCACGGAGGACAGCCGUUCCCCCACCGUUGCCACGGGACCAGUCCUUCCUGACCAGCAUCACCUUCUUGAAGGUUCUUCUCUGGUUGAUCCUGCUGGGACUGUUUGUGGAACUGGAAUUUGGCCUGGCUUAUUUUGUCCUGUCCUUGUUCUACUGGAUGUAUGUUGGGACACGAGGUCCCGGGGAGAAGAAGGAAGGAGAGAAAAGCGCCUACUCUGUGUUCAACCCGGGCUGCGAAGCCAUCCAGGGCACCCUGACUGCAGAGCAGUUAGAGCGCGAGUUACAGCUUAGACCCCUGGAGGGGAGAUAGGAGCAGCUCUGCUGCACGCCUUGGCCCUCCUAGCCCUUGGCCGUGGACCUGUGGGAUUGUUCAGGUGCCCCAGACUAAGGACAGCUUGCAGGCUAGUCCUGUGACAGCGCAGUUCUACCUGUUUUCCCUGACCUGCUGCAGUUUUAUCUUUGAACUUCUAUUUGGUUUUGGUGAAAUUCCCUGAAAGAUACUCACUGUGUAUCUGAUGCAAUUAUAAAAAUUACAUACUGGAGAGGAGACCUAUUUGUGUCCUGAUUUUGAGAGAUGGUUUAAGAGCACUACAGAGGCACUGGGGAGCUGACUGUGAAAAUAGCCAGCUGUUUGUUGUGAUGGUCAUGUCUAUGGGACUGUACACUAAAAGUAAAUGUUCUCUGUAAGUCUU